UUUUUCAAAUUAUUCAAUUUGCUAUCAGGUAAGUUUUAUGCAGCACUGGCUGCAAAUUGGUUAAUUUAUUAAUUAUUAAUAAUAGUCUCCCAUAGAUUGUCUGCUAUGCCUACCACAUACAAUCCAAACUAUGAAAAUUCAUUUCCAUGGUGUUCUCCUGACCCGAAGGACGUAUAUGCAGCGGUUUGCAAAUGGUGUAACAAAAAAAUAAAAAUCAACACUAUGGGUAGAGUGGCUUUGGUUAGUCAUGAAAAAAGCAAAGCACAUCAUCAUCAAGUGUUGGUUCGAAAAACUAACCUUCCAAUCAGCCAUUUUUUACCAAAUCAAAUCGUUGGUAAUAACCUGUUGUCGUCAUCUCCGUCACUUUCUUCAAUUUCCACUGCAAUGGCUACCCAAAUCUCAGCUUCAGAUUCUUCCACGAACACUGAUAAUCAACACUCUAAGGCUUCCAACGUCUUGAAUAGAUUCAUGCUAAACGAGCAAGUUACAAGUGCUGAAAUUGUGUGGGCUCUGGAAACUAUUGCCACUCAUAACUCCUAUCGCAGUGCUGGGGCUAACACUAAUUUGUUCAAAACUAUGUUUCCGGACAGCCAAAUUGCCGCCAAGCUCGAGAUGGGACGCACAAAACUUGCGUAUCUAAUAACUUUUGGUCUGGCACCUUAUUUCACAAACGAAAUAUUUAAGCAACUUGAUGUAUGUUCCGAAAUAGUAAUUGGUUUCGAUGAAACAUUGAACAAAGUUUCACAACGCCAACAGAUGGAUGUUAGUGUGAGAUUUUGGAAUGAAAAUAAGGAACAGGUAGAAUGUCGAUACAUUGGAUCAGCGUUUUUAGAUUCUUCUCGUGCAGUUGAUCUCCUUAACGGAUUGAAACAGUGCACAGAAAGAAAGCUUGCUCUACUGAAUAACGUGAUUCAGCUAAGCAUGGACGGACCGAAUGUAAAUUGGCGUUUAAUGAAGGACUUAUGCGAAGAACUUCGAAAUCUGCGUGGGGUACCAUCUUUUGAUUUAUUAAACAUAGGUAGUUGCGGCUUACAUGCUAUUCAUAAUGCUUUUAAAAAUGGUAUGAAGCACACUGAAUGGAACAUUGACGAGUUUUUGACAUCCCUCUAUUAUUUGUUCAAAGACUUUCCGUUGCGCCGUGCAGAUUAUAAAGAAACUACCGGAUCAAAUUUAUUCCCACUGAAAUUUUGUCCUAUUCGAUGGAUUGAAAAUUUGAAUGUGGCUGAGCGUGCAUCUAAAAUGAUUCCUUAUUUGAAAGUCUAUGUGGCUGCGGUCAAAAACCAACGUGACAAAAAACUCAAGGAAGGUCACCAUUCUUUCAAAAGGAGUUUUGCUGCAGUUGCUCAGUCUAGGCCAUUCGCUGUAAUAGAAAAGACCAUUUCUGAUGAAAUGUUGAGCCCAAAACUUGCCUUUUUUAUUUCCUCAGCUGGAUGUGUGGAACCCUUUUUGCGAGAAUUUCAAUGUGAUGCUCCUAUGGCGCCAUUUUUGUUUGAUGAGUUAACUUCAAUUACCCAUUCUAUAAUGAGUAAGGUUUUAAAAUCGGAAUGCUUAAAUGUAAAAGCUAAAGCGAUUACCAAUAUUGAGCUCAAAGAUAACAACACACUACCGACAUCGCAAGUUGAUAUAGGCUUUGGAGUCAAAGCGGCAAUUAAAACAAUAAUGACAAGUGGAAAAAUAUCUGAAAAGGUGAUCCUUCAGUUUAAGAACGAUUGUAAAGCUUAUUAUAUUGCAUUUUUAACAAAAAUUUGUGACCGUUCUCCACUGUCACACAGUUUUACACGAUAUAUCUCAUGUAUCAAUCCAGAGACCAUCACAAAAUCGCUUGAUAUUGCCUUGAAAAGGUUGGAGUACUGCCUAGAUUACAUGGUCCAAAGAGACCAUUUAGGGGGUAAUGUAGCGGACAAAGUUCGUCAGGAAUUCACAAAUGCGGUAGAAAUUUCUAGCAUAAAGUCAUCUCUAGCUGCCUACAAGCGACAUGAAUGUCGACUAGAUAAUUUUUGGUUUAAAGUUCUUGCGGAUUCGAGAAAAGAAUUCUCAAACUUAAGAUUUUUUUUAAAAAAAAUUUUAAUUCUAUCACAUGGCAAUGCAACACUGGAGCGAGGAUUUUCUAUAAACAAAGAGUGUCUGAUAGUUAAUUUAAUCGACGAAAGCUUAGUGGCGCAGCGAAUAGUAUACGACGCUAUUUUGAACGCCGGUGGUGUUUUAGGGGUAGACAUAAAUAAAUCACUCAUCCAGUACGCCCGAAACGCGCAUGGACGAUACGUCGAGAGCCUGGAGCAAAAGAAAAAGGAAAGGGCACAAAAGGACGAUGCCAGUGCUAGAAAAAAGACAACGAAUCAAGCACUUAAGGAAUUAGAAUUAGUUAAAGCCAAAAUUCUCGCAGAUGCUCAGAAAAUAGUAGCCUUGAUCGAAGAGAAAAUGAGUAAUUUGAAUAAAUAAGCUGUUUCAGCAAUCUUAUAAAAAACGUUUAUAAUGCUUAAUAGUUUUAUUUUUAAAUAAUAGUUUAAGGUUAUUUUAUUUAAUUCUUGUUACA
Molecule: messenger RNA, 2533 nt
Organism: Anopheles coluzzii
Lineage: Eukaryota; Metazoa; Arthropoda; Insecta; Diptera; Culicidae
Exons: 2
Coding region: 106-2439 (777 amino acids)
Source: RefSeq, a predicted model, not a curated record